Messenger RNA from Chara braunii, 1305 nucleotides. The record is from the annotation of a GenBank genome assembly. NCBI's taxonomy places the organism in Eukaryota, Viridiplantae, Streptophyta, Charophyceae, Charales, Characeae.
CGGUGCGCAGUGCUGCCCGCCUGAGUGCUCGCUACUACAUGCAUUCCUUCUUUUUUUUUUUUUUUUUUUUUUUUAAACGGAAUUGCAAAAUUCAAAGGAGUAGUGAUGGGUAGGUAGUGUGAGGUGAAAUUACGAGAAGAAUGUAGCUUACUUUACUUUUUGGAAAAAAAAGAAAAAGAAAAAGAAGAAAAAAAAAGGAGGGGGAUUGAAGAGAAAGGUAGGUUCCAACAUCGUUCUUGCGCGAAGAUGGCAGCUCAACACGAUGCCGUGGUCCCCUUCGCUCGGUACAACAAGCAUAUACUGUCGGGACCUGGAAUCCCCGAGAGCACACGCCCUCCAUUGACUGCCUCCCUGCUGGGCAAUUGGGUGCAAGAGAGAGCGCUGCAGAAGAAGACAGGAGUGUCGAGGUACACACCAUGGGCGCUUCCACGGCAGACUACGAAUGGCGUUUACGCGAAGAAGGUAUUAAUACUAGAGCCAGAGGACACCAGAGGACGAGUAAUGGGGUUCAACAUAUAUAAGAAGGGAGAUGUCAUAGCGCCAGAUCAUUUCUUGACAACGAACAGGGCACAUUUCACACCCCCACCGAUCAGUGCAUACUACUCGGACGAAGAGGAGGAAGGAGAAGUGGCGGAGAAGAAGAGGAGGGAGAGGUGGGAGAGGAGACAGGAGGAGGAGGAGGAGAAGGAGAAGGAGAAGGAGAAGGAGGAGGAGGAGGGGGAGGGGAGAAAGAAGAAGGAGGGGGAGGGGAGAAAGAAGAAGGAGAGGGAGGAGGCGGCAAUCUGUCGGUGCUAUAACUAUAAGGGAAAGGAGAAUAAGGAGAGAGAAGAAGAGGAGGUGGUACAGGAGGAGAAGAAGAAGGAGGAGGAGGAGGAGAAGAAAGCAGGUAGCCAGAUCAUGGCUGAGAGCAAAAAGAACAGAGAGGAAGAAAGAAACGAAGAGGAGGAAGAAGAGAAAGAAGAGAAAGAAACGGACGGCGAUGAUCGUCAUUGUCAUCUACAUUCUCCGACAUCGCCAUACUCCUGUGUUUUUCCUCGCGCUGUUGGGCUAGAUGAUAUCAACACUUACGAUGAUGCCAUUACCGUUUACAGUACAGGACGACCGGGGCAGUUCUACCGGUCGUCCAGGCAACGACCAGGGCUUUUCCGGAAGUCCGCCCACUUCAGCAAACCACUCUCUGAUUACUCCAAAGUGCUCAUUAACGAAUAACGCACCAUCAAGCAGAUUCACUACUCUCUCUCUCUCUCUCUCUCUCUCUCUCUCUCUCUCUCUCUCUCUCUUUCAAAGGCGCGAAGCAUGCGCGUC